AUGGAUGGCAACAAAAAUGUCGGCAGCGAUGCCAAGACUGUCGAGCCUGUGGAGUACAACGUGCGUGACUUGAUUUUGUACGCCCUUGGUAUCGGCAGUGAGGAUCUUCGUUAUAUUUACGAGAAGCACGAAGACUUCGCUGCAUUUCCAACCUACCCCGUAGUUCUGUGCUACAAGGGCGUCUCGUACGAUGCGCUGCCGUUUCCUUCGCCGAUUUUGGCGGCCUUCCCCAACCCUCCAAUGCGGAAUGCUCGUGGACCCUUGGACGCGGGCAUCAGCCUGGAGCGUCUCGCGGAGCUCCCGAAGGGAGGAGGCCGCCUAAAGCUCGCCGGAGGUGUUGCAAGCGCCCACAAGAAGGGCAAGGGCGCCUUGGUCGAGCGAGCCUUCGAUCUGAUGGACGACGCAGGCAAGGUCUACUACAAGUUUGUGGAUGCCAGCUUCGUGGUCGGUGCAGACGGCUUCGAGGACUUUGGUCCUGUUCUGACAAAGCCAGUGACCGUGCCGUCCACUCCGCCAAAGCAUCGAGUUGAGAGCAAGAUCGAUCCUCGGGCCGCAAGCCUCUACCGCCUGUCCGGGGACUACAACCCUUUGCACGUGGACCCCGAGUUUGCAAAGAUGUCCGGCUUUGACGCGCCGAUCCUUCACGGCAAGUGUACAUUUGGCCACGCCACACGUGCACUUCUGGACACGCUGGCAGCUGGCGAUCACCGCAGGUUCCGCAGCUUGCAGCUCCGGCUGGUGUCGCCGGUGAUUCCGGGUCAAACGCUGGUGACGGAAAUCUGGCAGGUUUCCGCGGAGGACUUCCUUUUCCAAGUUUUGAUCAAAGAGACGGGCAAGAUAUGCAUCGGCAACGGACGUUUCCAGCUCACUCCAGCCAGCAAGAUGUAG
Molecule: messenger RNA, 888 nt
Organism: Symbiodinium sp. CCMP2592
Lineage: Eukaryota; Dinophyceae; Suessiales; Symbiodiniaceae
Source: the annotation of a GenBank genome assembly